GCGGUCGGAGCCCGCGAGGGUCACUGACGACGCAUGCGCUGGCAGGGAGCGCAAUCACAGACUAGGUUUGCGGCUACCGGCUUAAAAAGGAAACCCCCGAGAGUGAGAGCGCGAAGGAAAUCUGGCCGCCGACGCGUGCGCGCUCUUGUGAAAGAAAAGCACAAGAAGAAAGUUUUACAGUCAUUGUUGAUAUGACUAUUAUGCUGGUCCCCCAGAUCAAAAAAAAGAAUUCUGAGACUGAUGGUCAGCCAUAUAGAAGAAUACAUUGAACCUAUAGUUUUCUGAAGAAGCAAUUUAAAAGAUCCAAAAAACACAAAAGGAGAAGUACAAAUGUCUACCACAAGACGAAAACGUAAUAUGUUAUGUUGUUUACCGUAAGCUGUAGUAAAAUGAGCUCGAUUGUCGACAGAGAAGAUGGUAGUAUAUUUGAUGGGUUGGUGGAAGAAGAUGACAAGGACAAAGCAAAAAGAGUAUCUAGAAACAAAUCUGAAAAGAAACGUAGAGAUCAAUUUAAUGUUCUCAUUAAAGAACUGGGAUCCAUGCUUCCUGGUAAUGCUAGGAAGAUGGACAAAUCUACUGUUCUGCAGAAGAGCAUUGAUUUUUUACGAAAACAUAAAGAAAUCACUGCACAGUCAGAUGCCAGUGAAAUUCGACAGGACUGGAAACCUACAUUCCUUAGUAAUGAAGAAUUUACACAAUUAAUGUUAGAGGCUCUUGAUGGUUUUUUUUUAGCAAUCAUGACAGAUGGAAGCAUAAUAUAUGUGUCUGAGAGUAUAACUUCAUUACUUGAACAUUUACCAUCUGAUCUUGUGGAUCAAAGUAUAUUUAAUUUUAUCCCAGAAGGGGAACAUUCAGAGGUUUAUAAAAUACUCUCUACUCAUCUGCUGGAAAGUGAUUCAUUAACCCCUGAAUAUUUAAAAUCAAAAAAUCAGUUAGAAUUCUGUUGUCAUAUGCUUCGAGGAACAAUAGACCCAAAGGAGCCAUCUACCUAUGAAUAUGUGAAAUUUAUAGGAAAUUUCAAAUCUUUAAACAGUGUAUCGACUUCAGCACACAAUGGUUUUGAAGGAACUAUACAACGCACACACAGGCCUUCUUAUGAUGAUAGAGUUUGUUUUGUAGCCACUGUCAGAUUAGCUACACCUCAGUUCAUCAAGGAAAUGUGCACUGUUGAAGAACCUAAUGAAGAGUUUACAUCCAGACAUAGUUUAGAAUGGAAGUUCCUAUUUCUAGAUCACAGGGCACCACCUAUAAUAGGAUAUUUGCCAUUUGAAGUUCUGGGAACAUCAGGCUAUGAUUACUAUCAUGUGGAUGACCUAGAAAACUUGGCAAAAUGCCAUGAGCACUUAAUGCAGUACGGGAAAGGCAAAUCAUGUUAUUAUAGAUUCCUCACCAAGGGACAACAGUGGAUUUGGCUUCAGACUCAUUAUUAUAUCACUUAUCAUCAGUGGAAUUCUAGGCCAGAAUUUAUUGUUUGUACUCACACCGUAGUAAGUUAUGCAGAAGUUAGGGCUGAAAGACGACGAGAACUUGGCAUUGAAGAGUCUCUUCCUGAGACAGCUGCUGACAAAAGCCAAGAUUCUGGGUCUGAUAAUCGUAUAAACACAGUCAGUCUCAAAGAAGCCUUGGAAAGGUUUGAUCACAGCCCAACUCCUUCUGCUUCCUCCCGGAGUUCAAGAAAAUCAUCUCACACAGCAGUGUCAGACCCUUCCUCAACACCAACAAAGAUCCCAACAGAUACUAGCACUCCUCCCAGACCGCAUUUACCAGCUCAUGAAAAGAUGGCACCAAGGAGGUCAUCAUUUAGUAGUCAGUCCAUAAAUUCCCAGUCUGUUGGUCAGUCAUUAACACAACCAGUGAUGUCUCAAGCUGCAAAUUUACCAAUUCCACAAGGCAUGUCCCAGUUUCAGUUUUCAGCUCAGUUAGGAGCCAUGCAGCAUCUAAAAGACCAGUUAGAGCAACGGACACGGAUGAUAGAGGCAAACAUUCAUCGGCAACAAGAAGAACUAAGAAAAAUUCAAGAACAACUUCAAAUGGUCCAUGGUCAAGGGCUGCAGAUGUUUUUACAGCAGUCAACCCCUGGUUUGAAUUUUGGUUCUGUUCAACUUUCUUCUGGAAAUUCAUCUAACAUCCAGCAACUUGCACCUAUAAGUAUGCAGGGCCAGGUCGUUCAAACCAACCAAAUUCAGAGUGGAAUGAAUACUGGACACAUUGGCACAACUCAGCAUAUGAUACAACAGCAGACUUUACAAAGUACAUCAAGUCAGCAGAGUCAACAAAAUGUACUGAGUGGGCACAGUCAACAAACCUCGCUUCCUAGUCAGACACAGAGCACACUCACCACUCCGCUCUAUAACACUAUGGUGAUCUCACAGCCGGCAGCCGGAAGCAUGGUCCAGAUUCCAUCUAGCAUGCCACAGAACAGUACCCAGAGCACUGCUGUAACUACAUUCACUCAGGACAGACAGAUCAGAUUUUCUCAAGGUCAGCAGCUUGUGACCAAAUUAGUAACUGCUCCUGUAGCUUGUGGGGCGGUCAUGGUACCCAGCACAAUGCUCAUGGGGCAGGUGGUGACUGCCUACCCUACGUUUGCUACCCAGCAGCAGCAGCCACAGGCACUGCCAGCCACACAGCAGCAGAACUCCCAGGAACAGCCGCUUGCUUCAGUUCAGCAACCUUCUCAGGCUCCGCUGACCCAACCACCACAGCAGUUUUUACAGACUUCAAGGUUGCUCCACGGGAAUCCUUCGACUCAGCUUAUCCUCUCUGCUGCAUUUCCACUACAACAGAGCACUUUCCCUCAGUCACAUCACCAGCAGCACCAGUCUCAGCAACAGCAGCAACUGAAUCGGCACAGGACUGACAGUUUGACCGAUCCUUCCAAGGUUCAACCACAGUAGCACACAUCCCUCCUCUCUGAUCUCAGGAGGAAGGGGUUGUCCCUAAGAGUUGCUCAGAUGAUCUGAGACUAGGAGGAGAAGGUCCAGCAGUUUCACAAGAUGCAGUAUUGAGUGUUCUAGUUUCUGGAAUUAGUUAGCAGGGAAAGUGCUGCCUAGUGCUACAGAUGUACAUUAAAUACCAGCCAGCAGGAGAUGAUCAUGGGGCCAUAGCCAAUUCUGACAGUGUUUUACUCGCCCAGCUAUUUUUCAAAUGGAAAGAUAGAUUGCCAAAUGUUAAGCUCAGCUAUGAAACGUGACCUCCGGUCAAUCAGAAAGGCACUAACGAUGUUAGUAACUUUUAGUGGUUCUGUGCCUGUUUUCAAGUGUUACAGAGGACACGCCACUGUCAUGUCAGGGGUUUGCGUACAACGAUGCCAUGAUAGACAGUCCGGUAGACCCAGUAGACCCCUUCCCCAUCCCCUCUCCCUUUUCAGAUAAUGAUUGAAUAGUAAUUUCAGAAUGUCGUGUGGUUCAAAUGCUCUAUGUACAGAUACUGUAAAAAUACUAUGUAUAUGUCUGGAUAAAAGGAGAGAAAGCAAAACAUUUUGUAAGCUGCAUGAAAGCAUUAUCUCCUCUUAA
Neofelis nebulosa (Clouded leopard) is the source of this 3515-nucleotide messenger RNA. RefSeq names its product clock circadian regulator (gene CLOCK). Bases 363 to 2897 code for a protein of 844 amino acids. The record is from RefSeq and is a predicted model, not a curated record. Gene Ontology annotation, cellular component: cytoplasm; CLOCK-BMAL transcription complex; nucleus. Gene Ontology annotation, biological process: regulation of transcription by RNA polymerase II; circadian regulation of gene expression. Lineage: Eukaryota; Metazoa; Chordata; Mammalia; Carnivora; Felidae. The transcript has 23 exons. Gene Ontology annotation, molecular function: E-box binding; DNA-binding transcription factor activity, RNA polymerase II-specific; protein dimerization activity.